This is a messenger RNA of Malania oleifera, 667 nucleotides long. RefSeq lists its product as uncharacterized. The transcript has a single exon. The record is from RefSeq and is a predicted model, not a curated record. Gene Ontology annotation, cellular component: chloroplast outer membrane. Bases 1 to 522 code for a protein of 173 amino acids. Lineage: Eukaryota; Viridiplantae; Streptophyta; Magnoliopsida; Santalales; Ximeniaceae.
AUGGAUGAAUCACGGGUCGACCCGUUUUGCCACCCUAGCUCGGGAAAGCUCCUGCUCCCGUCUCUUCUAUCUGCCCCCGCUUUUUUCCCCCCUUCACAAACCGCAUGCAAGGCACGUGCGGGUCCGUGCUUCUCGCGCAAGUUACAUAUUGCAAUCCCCUCGAAGGUUCGAAGCGCCAUUAAAUAUCAUUUGAUCUCAAUUCAAAAGCAGAAUCGUGCAGAAGAAGCAUUGAGGAGCAAUCAAGCUUGCUUACAUCCGAAGGUAGACGAAGAAGAGCCUCGCUUGGGAAGCAGGAUGGCACAAUCGGCAAGAGCGAGCUCGCUGAAAUCAGCCGCGGUGGUGUUCGGAGCCCUAGCUUUCGGGUGGCUGGCAAUAGAGUUGGCGUUCAAACCCUUUCUCGACAAGGCUCGAACUGCCAUGGACAAGUCCGACCCCAACCGCGACCCCGACGACGUCGACGGCGGCAGCGACGCUGCUCCAAAGUCGCCAGAUGGCGGCGAUCUUCCGAUUGAUGAUGUAUAAUUAAUUUGGGGAUUUGUUUAAAAAAUCAAUGAAUUUAGAUAUUUUGAAAGUUUAAAUUUAGAGUUAUUUUGUGUAAUAUUAGUAUUUUGAAGUUAUUUUAUAAGUACUUGUUUUAGUUGAAAUUUCAGAACUCUAUUUACUAUCA